AUGGCAACGGAGGCUUCCAGCUGGCGAGUAAAGGCAAGCAAAACGCGAAGACUGUGUGGUGGAGUCAACUUUAUCUCAGCUGCUCUGCCGUCCGCCAUUCUCCGACGGGAGAUUCAGCGAUUUCGCAACAUCGGGAGCUGUCGUGACCUAAGUGUUAUUUUAUUUGCUGUUUCUAGGCAGCCUGCAACAGCUAAGUGGUACGACAGAAGGGACUCUGUCUUUAUAGAGUUCUGCGUGGAGGACAGUAAAGAUGUCUGCGUGCAUUUUAACAAGACAAAACUUGAUUUCAGUUGCGCCAUUGGAACAAAUAACAUCAAACAUCAGAAUACAGUGGAACUUUAUGGGGAGAUUGAUCCCAAAGAAUCUAAACACAGACGUACGGACAGGUCUGUAAUGUGUUGUUUACGAAAAGCUGAGGCUGGAAAGGCCUGGCCUCGACUGACCAAAGAAAAGACGAGGUGCAACUGCCUUAGUGUGGACUUUAAUAACUGGAAAGACUGGGAAGACGAUUCAGAUGAAGACUUAAACAGUUUUGAUAAGUUCUCAGAGAUGAUGAACACUAUGGGAGGUGAUGAUCUACCGGACCUAGAUUGUGCUGAUGAAGAGCAUGAUUCUGCAGACAGCGACGAUGAAAAAAUGCCUGACCUUGAAUAG
Messenger RNA from Nerophis lumbriciformis (worm pipefish), 654 nucleotides. The record is from RefSeq and is a predicted model, not a curated record. NCBI's taxonomy places the organism in Eukaryota, Metazoa, Chordata, Actinopteri, Syngnathiformes, Syngnathidae.